Messenger RNA from Eucalyptus grandis, 987 nucleotides. Its product is annotated as probable calcium-binding protein CML36. The record is from RefSeq and is a predicted model, not a curated record. The transcript has a single exon. Lineage: Eukaryota; Viridiplantae; Streptophyta; Magnoliopsida; Myrtales; Myrtaceae. The coding region runs from base 167 to 844 and encodes 225 amino acids. Gene Ontology annotation, molecular function: calcium ion binding.
UCGCGGAAGCUGCUGCCAUUGCAGUCUCCGGACUCCCCACUCCAUCAUUUAAGCACCUCCACCUUCCUACCACUUUCCACCACCGCUCUCUCUUUUCUCCACUCUCUCUCUCUCUCUCUCCUCAACUACCGUCGCAUUCACUUUCUCUCUCUAGCUCUAGCUCGCCAUGAGGCUCGUCAAGAUCACCUCCAAGGCGCUCAAGCUCAGCCCUAAGCACCUCUUCGGGUCCCGGAAGGGCCGAUCCGUCGCGUCCCGCUCCGAAACGCCUUCCUUCGGCGCCGCCUCGUCGUCCUCCUCCUCCUCGGACGAAUCCUCCUCCUCCGUCCUCAAGGGCGAGUCCCUGACCCCGACCAGCGUCCUCGGCCGCGGCGGCGGCGGCGGCGGCGGCGGCGGGGGCGGGGUCUGGGCCGGCAGCAACCUCGAGCUCGCCCGCGCGUUCGGGCUCAUCGACCGGGACGGCGACGGGAUCCUCUCGCGGAAGGAGCUCGAGGCCCUGCUCAGCCGGCUCGGCAGCCGGGACGAGGUGGCGGUGAUGCUGAGCGAGGUGGGGUGCCACGGCGAGGGGGAGGACGCCGCCGUGAGCAUCGAGGAGCUGCUGAGCCGGGUGGGUCCGGCGUGCGGGCCGGCCUGCGACGACGCCGAGCUGCGGGAGACGUUCGAGUUCUUCGACGCGGACCACGACGGGAAAAUCACGGCGGAGGAGCUCCUCGGGGUGUUCGCGGCGUUCGGGGACGAGCGGUGCACGCUCGAGGAGUGCCGCCGCAUGAUCUCGGAGGUGGACAAGAACGGGGACGGGUUCGUGUGCUUCGAGGACUUCACUCGGAUGAUGGAGCUGCCGAGAUGAUGAUGACGAUCGUAGUCAUCACCGUCGCGAUCCAAUGCAUCAUAUUAUAGAGUCGAUAAGGAUCUGAAGUCAGUCAGUCAGUCGGUCGGUAUUUCCUGCUACUGAUGAUCGUACCGUACGCCGUUGUUAUUUUUGCCUUCUUC